Populus nigra (black poplar) is the source of this 975-nucleotide messenger RNA. RefSeq names its product zinc-finger homeodomain protein 3-like. The record is from RefSeq and is a predicted model, not a curated record. Gene Ontology annotation, cellular component: nucleus. Gene Ontology annotation, molecular function: DNA-binding transcription factor activity; transcription cis-regulatory region binding. Gene Ontology annotation, biological process: regulation of DNA-templated transcription; regulation of developmental process. NCBI's taxonomy places the organism in Eukaryota, Viridiplantae, Streptophyta, Magnoliopsida, Malpighiales, Salicaceae. Bases 79 to 579 code for a protein of 166 amino acids. The transcript has a single exon.
GCAAGUAACGUAGAAAAAAGCUAACAUAUUAACACAGCUAGCUGCCCCUCCAGCCCUCCUCCCUCCAAACUCUCUCUUAUGGCUAAUGCUGAUUCAAAAUCCAGGCCACUCAAUGAAGAAUCAAGAACAAUCACCGAGUAUAGAGAGUGCUGGCUUAACCAUGCCAUGUUGACUGGUGGCUCUGCUAUUGAUGGUUGUGGAGAGUUCACUCCGAAAGGUGAUCAAGGUACUAAAGAAGCUUUCAUCUGUGAAGCUUGUGGUUGUCAUAGAAAUUUUCAUAGAAAACAGUUGAUCAAGAAUGGUAUAAUCAUUCUUGAUACUCACCUUUCACCUCCUCCAUGUAGACUAUAUGGUGCUUCUAUGUGGGUAGAAAAGAAUGCUUCAGGGUUUCAUCCAUUGUCUUCUUCCCUUCCACUCACUUCACCUCCUCCUCCCUGUUAUCUACGUACCUCAGUCAGUGAUCAAGAGUCUCUGGUCCACGUACCUCCUCCUCCUCCUUCUCCUCCACGCAAGUCUGAGAAGAAAACGAAGGCAAGAAAAGGGCCUAAAAGAGGCACCUUAAUGCACAACAGGAAAUGAGGUGAGGCCAUUUUUUCUCGUCCACCAAAAUAAUUUGGACUUUAUGGUUAGGUUCAAGGCUAUAGGCUGUAAUGUCCCCCCGCAUAUAAAAAGGUCAAUAAUUCUCUCCCUCACCAUGAUUUUGUUAAAUAAAUUUUGCCAAAAGAGAAGGCAGCACCACCAUAAAUUAUCCAUUUCUUGUUUUGUUUGAGAGUUUGAUUGUCUAGAAAACAUAAAAAUAUCCAAGCCAUGCUGAUCUAGUCAUUUCAAGCACUUCAAUGUGUUUUGGUUGGUAAAUUUUGAAGCUUGGGAUUAGAAAAGUGUCUUAUCCCAUCUCUUCAUUUAUGAUGCUGAUGACUCUUAACACCAAUUAUAUGUUAAUUAAGGCAUUGAUUGCCUAGAUAAUUUCUUAUGGGA